AUGUCCGUGCGCGGCAAGGAUCCCGUCUCUGAGGAGAACCGGAACUUAGAAGCUUUGUGGGCUAGCCAAGAUAACAUCAACAGACGUUUGGAUGCUUUGACUGCAGAUGUCCAGCGAUUGACAGUAGAAGUGCGCCGCGAGUUCAAUCUCAAUAGAGCGAGACAGCACGACAUACUUCCCCGCCGGACAAUGCCGCACAGAGGGUUCAACACCGAUCGUCAAAUCGGUCGGAUACCGUCUACACAUCCCGAACUGUCGGACUCCGACAGUGAUUCGAUAAUGUACCCUGGGGCAGAUCCCGUAGAAUCGGAAGAAGACGAUGAUACCCACCAUUACCCUCCGGAAUUCGCAAGGCGAAGGCGACCAGUCGUGCGCAACCAGAGACCGGGAGAAUUUAAGAUCAAAAUUGAUGUUCCCUUCUUCGAUGGUCACCUACAUAUUGAGGAUUAUUUGGAUUGGGAAAAAGCCGUUGAAAAUUUCUUUGAGUAUAUGGAGAUCGAACCCGACAAACAGGUGAAGUACGUGGCCUGCCGUCUGCGUGGGGGCGCCAGUGCUUGGUGGGCACAAACAUUACAGACCAGACAGCGGGAAGGAAGAGGCCGGGUUCGCGGAUGGCACCGCAUGAAACAGCUGCUCCGAGCUCAGUUUCUACCCACAGAUUUUGAACAAAUUCUAUACAUGAGGUACCAACAUUGCACUCAAGGCCACCGUUCUGUGAGCGAGUACACGGAGGAGUUCAAUGCUCUGAGUGCCCGAAACAACUUGAAUGAAUCCAAUACUCAGCUGGUAGCAAGAUACAUAGGAGGCCUCAAGGAUAGCAUUCAGGAAAAGUUAGAGCUAAAUGCGGUAUGGUCAUUACCGCAAGCUGUCAAUCUGGCUUUUAAGGUUGAAAUGCAGCAGAGCAGACAGUCCAAAUCCAAUACAAUCCGCAGACAGUGGCAAGAUCCUGCUAGCGGGUCAAGUAAGAUAACGCCUCACUCUACAAAAUCCGGCCAACCACCUCUUCUACCGACGCCCGCGACAACUCCUGCGAAUACGACUGCUGAUCCGAGACUGUCCGUGAAGCCAAGGCUGCAAGGUAAGGAUAAUCCUUAUGCUAAACCGUCAACUCUCAAAUGCUUUCGUUGUUUUCAGCCAGGGCAUAAGUCCAAUGAGUGCCCACAAAGGCCGCAAGCGCAUUUGGCGGAUGGCUCAGAUAGGGAAGAUCUUGAGAAUGCGGAGGAAGAAGAAACAGAUGACGUGGUUGCUGACGACGGAGAGCCUUUAAUAUGCAUUCUCGAAAAAUUACUACUGGCCCCAAGGCAGAACAUCAAUUCCCAACGGCAUGCUCUUUUUCGGACGCGUUGUACCAUUGGCGGCAAAGUGUGCGAUCUUCUCGUCGAUAGCGGCUGCACUGAAAAUGUGAUCUCCAGGGCGGUAGUGCAGAGUCUCCAGCUGAAAACUGUUAAAAAUGCAAAUCCUUAUCGGAUCACAUGGGUUAAGAAAGGAAUGGAGAUCGCAGUCACUGAAUCUUGCAAAGUAGUCUUCUCCAUUGGCAAGCAAUACGUUUGCGAAGUCAGCUGUGACGUCCUGGACAUGGACGUCUGUCACUUGAUACUGGGCCGACCGUGGCAGUUCGAUGCGAGCGCCGUCUAUGAUUGCCGAGCCAACACCUAUUCCUUGGAUUACAAAGGGAGGCGUUUAAGACUACUACCACAUGCUGCUAUGGACAAAACGACACACCCUACACCAAGCAAACAAGCCGCUAUGCACCUAGUUACAGGACACCAGCUGCUUCAAUGCUGGCGGGAACCCGCCCCACUAUAUGCCUUACUGGUCACUGAGGUCACGUCAGAUGUUGCAAUUGUUGAUACACACCAGGAUAUCACUCAUCUGCUACAACAGUAUGUAGAGAUCGCCCCAAAGGAACUCCCCGCGGAAUUGCCACCGCUACGUGAUAUCCAGCAUUGUGUUGACUUCAUACCCGGAUCAAGCCUCCCAAACUUACCACACUAUCGGUUGAACCCGAAAGAGCAGCAGAUCCUACAAGGAUUAGUUGAUGAGCUGAUUGAAAAGCAACUGAUACAGCCGAGCAUGAGCCCGUGUGCCGUACCCGCGCUCCUUGUUCCGAAGAAAGACGGGAAUUGGCGAAUGUGCGUAGACAGCAGAGCUAUCAACAAAAUAACAGUCAAAUACAGAUUUCCCGUUCCCCGAAUUGACGAGUUGAUCGACCAGCUCUCCGGAUCCUCCAUUUUCUCGAAAUUGGACCUUAGGAGCGGUUAUCACCAGAUUCGUAUUCGUCCCGGCGACGAAUGGAAAACGGCCUUCAAGACGCCACAAGGGUUAUUUGAGUGGAAGGUCAUGCCCUUCGGGCUAUGUAAUGCUCCGUCCACUUUCAUGAGGAUGAUGAAUGAAAUUUUGAAGCCAUUUUUGGCACUUUUUGAUGUGCUCAAACAGCAGAAGUUAUUCCUGAAUCUUCCCAAGUGUGAAUUGGGAGUGUCCCAAGUCUAUUUCCUUGGGUUCAUUAUCUCAGCCAGUGGCAUUCAGAUGGAUAAACAGAAAAUUGCAGCCAUCGUAGAUUGGCCAACACCACAAACCUUCUCGGAUGUCCGAAGUUUCCACGGAUUGGCAAAUUUUUAUCGGAAGUUUAUCAAGAACUUCAGUCUUAUAAUGGCACCUAUCACGGACGGGCUCAAAUCCAAGAUCUUCCGGUGGACUGACGAGCAGCAACAGGCAUUUGAACGCAUCAAAGUUUGUAUCAGCUCCGCACCGGUAUUGGCACUUCCGGACUUUGACAAGCUAUUCACGGUGGAUACAGACGCAUCGGCCAUUGGCGUAGGUGCUGUUCUAUCACAGUCCGAGAGACCAGUGGCUUUCUUUAGCGAGAAGUUGUCUCCAACUCGACAGAAGUGGGCAGCAUACGAACAGGAGUUGUACGCCAUCAUCCGCGCCUUGAAACAGUGGGAACAAUACUUGCUUCACCAGGACUUUGUUCUCUGCAGCGACAACAAAGCACUCUCUUAUAUCAACAGUCAAAAGAAUGUCAAUCGGAUGCAUGCUCGAUGGCUAAUGUUCUUACAACGUUCAAUUACAAACCCAAAUCACCGGCUUGGAGUGCUUAAAAGACCUCUAUGA
Messenger RNA from Dendrobium catenatum, 3114 nucleotides. RefSeq lists its product as uncharacterized. The transcript is spliced from 3 exons. Bases 1 to 3114 code for a protein of 1037 amino acids. Lineage: Eukaryota; Viridiplantae; Streptophyta; Magnoliopsida; Asparagales; Orchidaceae. The record is from RefSeq and is a predicted model, not a curated record. Gene Ontology annotation, molecular function: zinc ion binding; nucleic acid binding.